GGGCCUCGGCAUUCUCGCCGCGGCGCCGCGCAGCAUUAGCUCUGGGUCGCGGCGUCGGGAGCGCAGGCGCCGGCGCUGCUGCUCGCAGGGUGCUGUGUAGAGGCGGCAGGCGAGGCGGUGCCGCCGGCCGGCCGGAAGGGCGCCUCAGCUCCGCCGGGGCCCGCGGUGCGGGACCCAGGACCGAGAGGAGGCGGCACCCUCCCUGCCUGGGGCCGGGCCCAGUGCCGGCCUGGAGGGGUCGUGGCCGGACGUUGCCAGCCCGGAGUGUCCCCAGCGCGCCUCCCAGAGAGGCCCCCCAGAGCUCCCGGCCGCCUCCUGGGGGUGUCCUCAGUCUUGGACUCACCUGCGCCGGCCGCCGGGCACCCCAGUGCGGGGGCGUGUGCAGUGAGGGCGCCUCCCCCGGCCGCCAGCGAGGCGGGGGCGGGUCCGCCCGCCGCCCUCGGCCUCACCGGUCCGCCUGCUGCCCUCAGUCUCACCGGUCUGCCCGCCACGCUCAGCCGCGCGACGUGAGCUCUUCGGGGACCGCGGGUCGGGAUGCUGCCCGCCCGCGCGGCCACCCGCACGCCGCGCGCCACUCCUGUCCUUGCUUCUCGGGCCAUGUCCCGCUUCUCACGUGCCGGUGCAGCCCCUGGCCACUCCGGGCCCCUCCGAGCCCCAGCUCCCCGAGGGUGAAGCCAGCCGACCCGCGAACGGGACUGCUCGCUCAGACCCGGGCCCUCGGACUCGGAUCCCUGCCUGCUCUGCCGCCUCCGCCACCCUCUGGGCGGGAUCCGGCUCUGGUGUUUUGAGGAGGGGGUGUGGUGUAGGGAAAGGAAUCCUGGGGAUUUCUGGCUCUCCCCCUUUUUGUGGCCUUCGGGGCUUCAGACUCAGGGAACUCGCUCAUGGCUUUCUUGAUGAAGAAGAAGAAGUUCAAAUUCCAAACCACUUUCACCCUGGAGGAGUUGACGGCGGUCCCCUUCGUGAACGGGGUCCUCUUCUGCAAGGUCCGACUGCUGGAUGGCGGGGAUUUUGUCAGCUUAUCGUCCAGGGAGGAGGUGCAGGAGAACUGCGUGCGGUGGCGGAAGCGGUUCACCUUCGUGUGUAAGAUGAGCGCCAACCCGGCCACUGGCCUGCUGGACCCCUGCGUCUUCCGGGUGUCGGUUCGCAAGGAGCUGAAAGGUGGGAAGACUUAUUCCAAGCUGGGCUUUGCCGACUUGAACCUGGCUGAGUUUGCAGGCUCGGGCUCCACCGUGCGCUGCUGCCUGCUGGAGGGGUAUGACACGAAGAACACCCGCCAGGACAACUCUAUCCUCAAGGUCACCAUCGGAAUGUUCCUGCUCUCUGGAGACCCCUGCUUCAAGACGCCGCCGUCCACUGCCAAGUCCAUCUCCAUCCCAGGCCAGGAUUCCUCCUUGCAGCUGACGUGUAAGGGAGGCGGGACCAGCAGCAGUUGCAGCAGCAGCACCAACUCCCUGACAGGGUCCCGGCCCCAUAAGGCCCGGCCCACCAUUCUCAGCUCAGGGCUUCCGGAGGAGACAGACCAGAACCUGUCCAGCCCCGAGGAGGUGUUCCACUCUGGCCACUCCCGCAACUCCAGCUACGCCAGCCAGCAGUCCAAGAUCUCUGGCUACAGCACGGAGCACUCGCGCUCCUCCAGCCUCUCCGACCUGACGCACCGUCGCAACACGUCCACCAGCAGCAGUGCCUCUGGUGGCCUCAGCAUGACGGUGGAGGGCCCCGAGGGUGGCGAGCGUGAGCACCGGCCCCCCGAGAAGCCACCCCGGCCUCCCCGGCCCGCCCAUCUGUCAGACCGCUCGUUCCGGCGGAAGAAGGACUCGGUGGAGAGCCACCCGACCUGGGUGGAUGACACGCGGAUCGAUGCAGAUGACAUCGUGGAGAAGAUCAUGCAGAGCCAGGACUUCACCGAUGGCAGCAACACUGAGGACAGCAACCUCCGGCUAUUUGUGAGCCGCGAUGGCUCCACCACGCUGAGUGGCAUCCAGCUGGCCAACAGGGUCUCCUCUGGGGUCUACGAGCCAGUCGUGAUUGAAAGCCAUUGAGGAGCAGGUGUCCAGGCUGGAGAAGGGCCCUGCCUUUGCGGGUGUCCAGAUCCGUGUCAUUCCACGAGGGUCCUUCCCCUUUGGAUCACCAUCCACUCUGCAUCUCAUCUGUGCCUCCUCCAUGCACUCCAGCCCCACUCCUGCCCCACUGCAUCAUUCCAUUGUCCUCCCAUCCAUGCUGGGACCUUCCUGGCCUCGGGCCUGGGCACCACUGUGAAUAUCCUUCUCUGAACCACUAGAGGGCAGGCCCAUGAAGUAGGUGGGCAAGGCAAAGACGGCCAGGACGCCCUGCUGGAGACCCACCUGGCCCCUUGAUGAGGACGUGCAGCAGCUCCUACACACGCGGAGCUGCUUGUGGCCGAGGGGCCUCUUGCCCUGUGUCCCCACUCACUCUAGGAGCACCAGCUCAACCAUGCCCUGGCAGGGCUCUGUUCCAUUGCCCCCUUGCCCUUGGGGGCCAGUUCACCCCCAGAAUCCUGCCACCGUGGCCCUCUGACUGCUUAGUGCUUCAGCUAUCCCUUCCCUGAGCCCCAGGAGACCCGCUGGCGGCCUCCUCCUGGGAGCCAAGACCUCAGACCCCACCCACACUCCAGUUUGAGACUCCCUCCCCCAACGAAUGUUCUCCUGCUGCCCGGGCAGCCUGCACUUUGCACAUGCUUGUGUCCAGCACAGCCCCACCGGCCCUCGCCUGCCCUUCCUCUGAUCCCUUCCCAAGGACUCCUGGGCACUGCCUGCCGUGCAGCCAGCGGCCCAGCCCGAGCAGCCCGGCUGGAACGUGGCGCCACCUCUCCUCCCUCUAGUUAGCUGCUGCUCAGGCCUGAGACCCAUGCUGAGAAAGGUCUGAGCUUCGAAGAUGGUUCCUCUCUGCCCAGGGCUGGGCCCUGAGCAGCUGGUUUCUUGUAGAAAGCCAGGAAGGUGCCUCCCAAGCCCUUGGAGGCCUGGGGCCUGACUGGGCUGGGCAAGCACCACCCCUUUCCUCUCCCCUCAGGGUCAGCUGGCCCAGGCUGAGGCCCCUGCUGGAGGGGCAGAUGGGCUGGGACUGGACCAGCUGGAGCUGGCUGCCAGGCCCCCAAAGCCUGAGCCCUCCUCUGAAAGCUUCCCCUCUCUGGGCAAGGGGUCCUUUAUGGGGGGUUCUGGUGGGGAGCAGUCUGGCCCUGCCCCCGCCCCUGCUCCUCACUAAGCCUCUGCUCUGAGCACUUUCCUCCCUGUCCUCAUUACUUGCUUGAAGGUGGUGCUGGCUGCCAGCCAGGCCCUGGACAGAUCCCCUGCCGCUCUUAAUUUUACCCAUUUUUGUAUAAACCCAGCAGGCUGGUGUUUACUUUACCCUACACUUCUUUUUUUUUUCUCUUUUCUCCCUUUUUUUGGGUUCGAAGUUAGGUAUUUUUCCUCCUCCAGGUGAGGGGAGGUGGUUCUGUUCUCUGCCCCGCCCACUGACUGGUCCCAGCAGCGCUGGUGAUCUGGAUGGGGCCGGGAUGCUGCUGCUCCCUCUGGUAGGGGUGGGAGUGAGGGUGUCCUCCCCAGGCUGGGAGGGUCCUUGUCUUUCUGCCCCAGCUGGCAAGAGUUGGAGUCUUGGUCUUGGAACCUCCCAGCAUUGGGCCAGAACAUUUCUAGGAUUUUGUUGUUUUUAAUCACCUAACCCUUUCAAAAAAUGAAUGUUAGAAGGUGCCUGCCGAGGCAGGAUGGAGCAUUUGCUCUGGCUGGAGAAGGCUCUGGUCAGCUCUGUGGGUCCCUUCCUGGCCCGUAGACACCUGGCACUUUAAAAGGGGAUUGGCUGCACUGUCUCCACAUGUAGUGACCCCCCAGAAGAUGGGGUUCCGCCCUUCCCCCCUGUGUCUGCAGGACUUCAGCCCAGUGGGAAGGUGUAUUUAGUGUCUGAUUCAGUUCUGGGGCUUUUGGGCAUAAAACAGCUGGCUUUGGUGCUGGUGGGAGACUUCCCAAACUAGGAACCCCAGCCUCACUCCAGAUGAGGUCUGAACUUGACAGUCACCCCAGGAGACAGAGCCUGCCACAUCCUCCCAUGCCGGGCCCUGGGCCAGGGUCAUUGGACUGCACAUUUGGCCGUCACCAAAUUAAUGCUGGCUGGAGCUGGAGGCCUAGAGCCCUGGCCCCGUCCCCACGUGGGAACCCUCCGGUCCCCUCAAGCUCAGUGACUUCCCACUAGGCGCCCACAGCUCCUAGACUUAAAAUUCUAUAGAGAGAGAGAGAGAUAGAGAGGAAUAUAUUAGAGAUAUUUUUGGAAAGGAAUUGGUCUAUGCAAUGUCAGUUUGGAAUCUUGGAAGACAGUUUAACGUUUUUACUAGGAGAUUUAAAGAAAAUAAAAAUCUACAAUAUUUUUAGGUUAUUAUUUUUGGUCACCCCACAAACUGACCACAUGGCACGAUCUGCCAAGAUGGAGAAUGUCCGCAUCCUCUUGAGGGAGGGGGAGGGGGGGUGUCUUUUUUUUUUUUUUUAAUUCCCCUCUUUUCUAACAGAAUGUUGCCACCACCACACCCUGAUUCAGUGGGCUGUGUUUGUAUCUCUGUCCCAGCUUCUGUAGAAAAUAACAUUGUAAAGGGAAAUCAGCCUAGUGUCAGUGUCUUGGUUUGGGGGAAUAAUUAAACGUUGCAAUUUUUGUUUGUUAUGGCA
Messenger RNA from Eptesicus fuscus (big brown bat), 4664 nucleotides. RefSeq names its product estrogen-induced osteoclastogenesis regulator 1 (gene EEIG1). The record is from RefSeq and is a predicted model, not a curated record. The transcript is spliced from 11 exons. The coding region runs from base 882 to 2039 and encodes 385 amino acids. Lineage: Eukaryota; Metazoa; Chordata; Mammalia; Chiroptera; Vespertilionidae.